Elaeis guineensis (African oil palm) is the source of this 1836-nucleotide messenger RNA. RefSeq names its product protein IQ-DOMAIN 10. Gene Ontology annotation, molecular function: protein binding. The record is from RefSeq and is a predicted model, not a curated record. NCBI's taxonomy places the organism in Eukaryota, Viridiplantae, Streptophyta, Magnoliopsida, Arecales, Arecaceae.
UCGGAACCCGGCAACCACCAUCCUUCCCAUCAAUCAUGGGAGGGGCGACUGCUGUACUCGAAUUAAGAGCUUCUUUCCACCUUUUGAUCCUAUUGAGGAGAGGGGGGAAAAAAAAAAAGGNUAAAAGAGACCGAGUGAAACCGAGCCCAGGGGCUCAAAGAUAAGGCGAAAAAUAAGAAGGCUAAUAGAGAAAGGCAUCGGAGCUGGGCCAUGGCAAUAGAUAUUAUAUCGCCUCCACCCGCACCUUUCUUUCUGACAAAUAAUCUACAUUGCUUCCUUUGGGUGGCUUCUAUCUUCUUAUACAUCGACUUCUCCUCCUCCGAAAGUCCCACACCACCAUUAGCCUCUUUUUCUCUAUCUUUAGAGGCCUUUACCUUGGGUGGUAUCGCCGCUUUCCUUUCUUAUUGUACAGUGGAGUCGAUGCGCACGAUCUGUUUGUAGAUUUUCCCCAGAGCGUUUUUGACGGAGGUUUCAUGUUUGAUGUCAUAACCACUAAGUAAAUUGCAAAAAAAUAAGGAGAAUGGGUUCUGGAGAUUGGUUUAAAACAAUUAUCAGCAGGAAGAAAACAAAGAAAGAUCAGUCAAAGCAAGUAAAGAGCACUUCUAGUCAACAAUCAAAUGGGUUCAAGUGGAGAAAUCAAUCUCACAGAAAGUCCCAUAAAUUAUAUAAUGGUGCUUCUGGUGGGAACAUGAGUAUUGAGGACUUAGCAGCCAUUCGGAUUCAAACUGCAUUUCGAGGCUUCAGGGCUAGGAAAAAGUUUCGUUCGUUGAAAGGAGUACAAAGACUGCAAGUCCUUGCCCAAGGCCAUUCUGUUAAGCACCAGGCAUCGACCACUUUGAGUUAUCUCCAAUCUUGGGGCAAAAUACAAGCACAAAUUAGAGCACGUCGUAUUUGCAUGGUAACUGAAGGCCGCAUGAGGCAGAAGAAACAAGACAAUCAAUUAAAACUAGAGGCUAAGCUUCAUGACUUAGAGGUGGAAUGGUGUGGAGGCUCCGAAACGAUGGAGGAAAUAAUUGCCAGGAUACAACAAAGAGAAGAGGCAGCAAUCAAGCGUGAACGAGCCUUGGCAUAUGCAUUUUCGCAUCAGUGGAGGGCCAACCCUGGCUUGAACCAGGGGCCGUUUGUUUAUGAAUGUGGGAAAGGUAAUUGGGGGUGGAGCUGGAUGGAUCGGUGGAUUGCAGCACGUCCAUGGGAAACCAGACUGCCCACUCAUUCUGCGAUCCCCAAGAAAGCACAGACCAAGGCAACAAGCAAAGUUGGCAACGAUGCAAAUCCAUCAGCCCAGAAAGUAUCAGAAUCAGUUAAACCUGCAGCUGCUGAUGGGAAAGGCUCUACAAAGAGAUCAUCUCUGUCAAAUGGUGAUAAACUAGUUAACCGAGAGCAAAAUGCCAAGGCAGCAACUUCUCAUCAGAAAACCAAGAACGCAAAGAUGAAGCAGGAGCAGCAGCUUCCUUCACAAACAAGUGAAAUUACCGGCUGAGUCAGGCUGGAGAUUAUGGGCCAAGAUGAAGUAUCUCAAAACAAUGAAGUGAUAAUUUUCUGUCGGUUUUCUGGUUCUUUUUCUUUUCUUUACCAUUCAUUAUGCAGAAUAAAAUUGGCCAUUCGCCGUUGAAGUUGUGAAAAUUGUUGAGCGUAUAUAUGCAUGUGCUUUCAUGUGAAGAAACAUAGUAGGUUGGCUGUCAGUGGGCCGUUUGUUCCUGCUGUGUUCUUUCAAUAAGAUUGUCAUGACCGCCUGGCUGAUGGGGACUCGACAUGCCCUUUGUUGGCCUUGGCUGUUAUUGAACAAAAACUCUUUAAACUAGUCUCUAUACAAUCCUUAAUGGGUCAUUGGUUUUU